UCACUCUUGCACGAUGGAAGCUCUCAACUAUGUCCUGUUUCUUCUCGCUAUCUGUAUCACCUAUCCUAGUGGAGCCGAUUCACAGAUUCCAAGAUAUUGUUAUCUGCAUCUGUCACGUGGAAACUGCAGCGACAGAGUUCCGUCUUGGUAUUACGAACCAUUCAAAGGGAACUGCAAAAUGUUUAUGUAUUCAGGCUGUGGUGGAAACAGCAACCGUUUCCCAUCAGAGUUAGCGUGCGUGUAUUACUGCCAACCAUUUAGGAAAAAUAACACAUUUGUUUGUAGCCGAGGCGUGUGGGGCGAAGAGUGCUUUGGCGAAGAUUAUCGAUGGUACUUCAACUCCAAAAAGAACACCUGCCAUGAAUUUAAUAAAGGAUACUGUGGGAUGGCCCCAAACAGGUUUAGAAGCUGUGCCGAAUGCAUUAAGAGAUGCAGUGAUGCUGAUCCUAAUGUUGCCUGUGCAGCGUCUAAUCACACAAGAAAUGCACAGUAAGCAGGCGCUUCUUACGGAUGUUCCACGACAGUGCCAGUGUUUUCAUGGAAGAGCAUCGGUGCUUCCGGCUAAAAGUAAUAAAACUCA
Messenger RNA from Dermacentor andersoni, 580 nucleotides. Lineage: Eukaryota; Metazoa; Arthropoda; Arachnida; Ixodida; Ixodidae. The record is from RefSeq and is a predicted model, not a curated record.